AUGGAAACCAGAUCCGCAAAACGAAAGAAGUAUUGGUUGGAAGGCGAGAAUGGAAUCGAUAGAAUUAGUGAUCUCCCAGACGUUGUUCUUCAUCAAAUUCUUUUUCAUUUACCCAUCAAAUCCAUAGCGCAAACCAGCGUGUUAUCGAAAAGAUGGAGAUCGUUGUGGAUUUCAUUCCCUGAUCUUGACUUCACCUCUAUUAAUCCAAUCGGUGUUACUUCAACGAAUGCUCCAAAUACGAAGCCGAGUAUAAAAAAUAAAAGAUUAUUAUUAUGUCCGCAUUCUUUUUCCGUUAAACGACUGGACUUCAUUAGCCAGGUAUUAGCUCUCCGCGACAAGCAAUCCGAUCUAAGGAUCCUUCGUUUCCGUGCUCCUUUGAGCUUUUCACGUCUAAAUGGCUUGAUCCGUCUUGCCGUAAGGCAAAAUGUGCAGGAAUUAGACGUUGAAGUCGCCACCGACGAUUACUUUAAUUUCCCACGAAGUGUUCUCACCAGUGAAUCAUUGCGUGUCUUCAAGUUGCGAUCUCGAUACCCCGGUUUCCGUUUACUACCUCCGUCGGUCAUGAAAGGUGGUUUCCAAUCCCUCCACACCUUAUCUUUAUCCCUCGUUAUUUUAUACGAUCAGCCCACACUUUCCGAUUUGUUUACGGAUUCAUCGUUUCCUCGGCUCAAGAAAUUGAACCUCGAUGCUUGUUUUGGGUUGAAACAGCUUAAGGUUAGUUGCUUGGCACUAGAGGAAUUCACGCUUGAAAAUUGCUUCCAAUUACAUGGAUUGGAUGUUUCGGGGGCUAAAUUGAAGACAUUGCAAGUUGCGAGCUGUUUCGAUGCGUAUUGUGAUAAGAGUUGGGUGAAGAUUAAUGCACCGAGCUUGAGAGUCAUGGUAUGGGAAUAUAAUGCCAUCACCGAGAACAGCUCGUUGGAGAACUUGGUAUCGGCUCAUGAGGCUUCCAUUGGUUUCUUUGUGCUUAAUGAAGAUUUCAGUGUGACGAAGCUUCGGAGUGUGUCCAAUCUUUUAUCAGCUCUCUCCAGACUCCACACCUUAACGCUUGAAGGCCAAUGCGUUGAGGUGUUGUCAAGCAGGAAUUAUAUUGCAAAUCUAAUGCAUCCAUUCGACCAACUACAAUCCCUAGAGCUACAAACUGGCUUCAACAAACACAAUCUCCCCGGAUUAGCUUAUCUCUUCAAGUGCUCUCCUUCAUUACACACUCUAAUUCUCAAGAUCCUCAAUGAUUAUAAGAUUGAACGAAGAAAAUGGAACAAGGACUUGUGGGACAUGCCUAGCUCAGAAGAACAAUUCUGGGAAUCUCAAAGCCAGGCAUUGAAACCAUUGCUUAACAACCUUAGUGUAGUGAAAAUACAUGGAUUCUUAGAAUGUGAGAAUGAAGUUAGCCUAGCAAAGUUCUUGUUGAAGCAUGGGAAAGCAUUACAAGAGAUGACAUUUUUCUCCGGGCACUGCAACUAUAGAGAUUCCCUACGACGACAAAAGAUUAGGUCACAAAUGAUGGGGUUUUCCAGGGCAUCUUCUAAUGCAAAGAUUGAGUUUCUCUAA
Gossypium raimondii (Peruvian cotton) is the source of this 1548-nucleotide messenger RNA. RefSeq names its product putative F-box/FBD/LRR-repeat protein At4g03220. Lineage: Eukaryota; Viridiplantae; Streptophyta; Magnoliopsida; Malvales; Malvaceae. Gene Ontology annotation, molecular function: protein binding. Bases 1 to 1548 code for a protein of 515 amino acids. The record is from RefSeq and is a predicted model, not a curated record. The transcript has 3 exons.